Messenger RNA from Varanus komodoensis (Komodo dragon), 2209 nucleotides. It is a transcript of the gene RPP40, whose product is annotated as ribonuclease P/MRP subunit p40. Gene Ontology annotation, cellular component: ribonuclease MRP complex; multimeric ribonuclease P complex. NCBI's taxonomy places the organism in Eukaryota, Metazoa, Chordata, Lepidosauria, Squamata, Varanidae. The transcript has 9 exons. Gene Ontology annotation, biological process: endonucleolytic cleavage in ITS1 to separate SSU-rRNA from 5.8S rRNA and LSU-rRNA from tricistronic rRNA transcript (SSU-rRNA, 5.8S rRNA, LSU-rRNA); tRNA 5'-leader removal; tRNA 3'-end processing. Gene Ontology annotation, molecular function: ribonuclease MRP activity; ribonuclease P activity. The record is from RefSeq and is a predicted model, not a curated record. The coding region runs from base 29 to 1015 and encodes 328 amino acids.
GGCGUCGCGCGCUCUUCCCGGCGCGAGCAUGUUCGUUCCUCUGCGGUGGCUCCGCGAGUCGCCCCGUCACCUGCUGGUCUGCGAGAGGAGCCACAUGCGGCACGAGCGGUCCCGCCACGCGGCGCACGUGCAGGACCACGCCUUCAACUGCCAGGUGUCCUUUUUGAUACCUGAAUGUGGAAUAGUUCCAGAUGGGCUAAAAAAUGCAGUUGAAAAUAUUGGAGAAUUUUACCUGGUGAAGAAUUUAUCCCUUCAUGAGUUUGUUACACAGGAAUUUAUUAAUACAUUUGUGAACAAAGGUUCAUGUUAUGCUCUUACAUAUAAUACAAGGAUUGACCAGGACAAUACUGCUGCCCUGCUACCAACAGGCAAAUUAAUUCUAUCAUUAGACAAGGACACCUAUGAAGAGCUUGGACUGCAAGGCCGCCCUUCUCUGUAUUCUGGUAAAAAGCCAAUGCGAUACAUUGUGACUGUGGAUUUGACUGAUUCAACCUUCAUUCCCAACAGUAAGAAACAUAACAGAGUGAUCUGGGCCUUGAAAGAGAAAAACCCACUAAAGUUUGAUUUCUUACUUGCUUGGCAUCACACAGGAUCAGAAGAAUCCAGUUUGAUGUCAUACUUUUCAAAGAAUGAAGUUCAGUCCCAUCAUCCAAAAAUAACAUUCAGCACAUUAAAGCAUGUACAGUGUCCAGUUCUGGAGCAUACAAAACUUCAAGGAGAGCCAGGAGCAGCAUGCACUGCUCAGGAAUUCUUUGAAUGGCUGGGUGCCAUUUCUUCUAAUGUUGGCUUAGAAAACACAUCGUCUAGUUUCUUAUCAACCUAUACAUGCCCUCAGCCAAGCACAGUGGUAGAACAAGCUCUGUUAUGUACAAUAACUGGUUUUAUACUUCCACAGAAGAUAAAUCAUUUAUUGGAACAAAUAAGUUGCUGCUUUGAAGAACCAAAGUUGGCUCCCUGGGUUUCACUGAUUGUGCAUGGCUUUGCUGACAGCCCUGUUUCCUGGAGAGAGCGUUAAUUUGAAGUUGUCAUCUGCCAAAUCUGGAGUGUAGCAGGCUGGAGAAAGGUGACUGAAAGAAAAGUACAACGUAAGGAGAUUCUGUCCAAAUACUGGGAAAGCACUCCUGAAUUUGAGAGACACUGGUGAAGGGGAUCUUGUAGAUCUUCUAUAUGUCACAGAUUUCAAAAAUGUGUACUUUUACGUAACAGGAAUGUUUCUCUUCUGAUUCUGCGUUCAGUCUGCCCUUUUGUAAGUAAUGUGAAAUCACAUGGUAGUUGCAUAAACUAAGGAAAUUCAAAGCGAACAUAAAUUGAGUCCACUUCUCUAAACUUGCAUAACAUUGUCUGUUGUCUCAGGAAAUGUGAUCUGUACACACAGGCCAACUUCUGUUUGAAAAUCUCUGUUUACUGGAUAAAGUACUAUAAGGUAUUGAGUGGCCUAAACAAAGGGAGAGACUGAAUCCCAGUUUUAACUCCAUCCAAACAGGUGACUCCAUCACUGAUAUUAAUUAACACACAUGUAUAUUUCACAUAGCAGUGCACAAAAAGGCACUGCAACUUCAGGUUGCUUACCCUUUAUUCUUCAAGUCGCUGUCUGUGCAUUCACACAUACAGGCUCUCUACCUGCAUUGAGCCAGUUACAAGGAAGAUUUAUUAGCUAAGACCAUUCUGGCAGGGAACCCCUCCCACAACCCAGCAUGCAUUAUGAAAGUGAAAAGUUCUCAUGCUUUCCCUCAGUUCAAACAAGACUGCCCAGGUGGUCCUGGGACCAAAGGAGGAUUUAUAGGACCGAUUGCAAACUUGCCAGUCCAAAAUGAAAGUAGUUAAAUGUUUAUUAAGCAGGGCUGGUGGGUGGGUUGUGUGUAUGACCACUUGAAGAAUGACAGUUCCAGGUAAGUGACCUGCCUCUCGUUUGUAGUCUCUGUGCAUCAUACUUACGGGUGACUAGCAAGUCAAUCAAGUGAUUCUGCUACUGGAAUAUGAAAAUAAGCAUCUCUCAAGUCCACUGAUGCCAACUAGUCCCCUCACUGAAGGAGAGAUAAGAUGCCUCAUUGGGUGACCUCCUUGGAAAUGUUGCAUUGAGAUAAAAGAGUUGCGGUACCUUAGGUCCAGGAUCAGUCAGAGCCCUUCAUUUAGCUUUGGUACUGUGAAGUAUCUGGGGGAAGAGUCCAGGCGAGCGUAGGAGGCAUUAACUUGCUUCUAUGGCCUCCUU